Molecule: messenger RNA, 722 nt
Organism: Didymodactylos carnosus
Lineage: Eukaryota; Metazoa; Rotifera; Eurotatoria; Philodinida; Philodinidae
Source: the annotation of a GenBank genome assembly
CAUACAAGUACUUGUUCAGUAAACAUACUGCUAUGGGUACCCAAUACAGUACCUACAUUAGUAUAAUUACUAAGAAUUUUCGAAGUACCCAUAUCGGGUACCUUGCUGAGGCUUUCUCAGUACAUGGGUACCUUGAACUCAGUACUUUCUCUAGGGAUAUGUGAAUUGUUUAGGAUUUAAUAAAAUCUGAAUUAAUUCUCUCAUCAACCGAUAAAACAGUAUUAAUGGAAUUUAUACAACUAUUAGAAUUAUUUGAAGAAGCAACAAUGGAUGCACAAGGUGAAAAUCAUACUACUAUUAGUUGUGUAGCGCCUUGUAUCCUUUCAAUUGUUCACUCAUCGAAUAGCAAAAGGUGUGAUCACUUGAAAAAUAUGAGAGCAAGCCUAUUAUCAUCUAUGAAAGUAAGAUUCAGUGAUCUACUCAGACAAUUUGCUGUUGAUGUACCAAAUGAUCGAUAUGUGAUGGCUGAACGUUUUGCUGAUCUAAUAUUUCUUCUAACACCAACCCUAGAUGCACGAAUCAAAUUCCACUGGCUGAAUGAUAUCGGUUUAUCGGAUGAUAUAAAAAGGGAUACAGUAGAAAAAAUUAAAAAAUUAAUUUCUUUAGUUGACAGUCAAGAUACUCGGCGAGAUAUAGGAAAAGAAACAUUAACUGACACAAGUAGGGAACAACAAACAAGUGAUGCAGCGGAUUCUCCGGUCUGUGGGAAACGAAAACUCUGA